Cladocopium goreaui is the source of this 2586-nucleotide messenger RNA. NCBI's taxonomy places the organism in Eukaryota, Dinophyceae, Suessiales, Symbiodiniaceae. The record is from the annotation of a GenBank genome assembly.
AUGGCUCUACUUUCCAAGUUACGCACUUGUCUUCCUCCCAUCCACGACAGCACGCCUUUGUGGCAUUUGGGCGCAAGCUGUGCUCCUUUAGCAUUUGAAAGCGAUGCGAACAGCGCCCCUGGCCGGCUCAAAGCCAAACCACUUCACGCCGUCGCGUCGCGACGAAGAAAAAUCACAGGGGGCCGGGGGGACGGUUUGCUUGCCUCUCCAGAGGCCCGUGAGUUUCAUCGAAAGCCCCCUCCCCGCAUUUGCAGCAGCGCCAUGACCCAGCAAGUGCAGCCGGCGAAGCAAUGUGAGUCGAGCCCCAACACGAAGCAGAUGAAGGAGACACUCAGUGAGGUCAAGGGUCAACAUGAGAAAGCGGCACAGAUUCGAAAGAGCUUCCAGCGACCCAAGUUUUGGGUCAUGGGCUUUGGCUGGUGCCUUGCGGCCUGCGCCGGAGCAGCCAACGUGAUCGCUUUCAAGAGCUGGAACCUCUAUGCCUCGCACGUGACAGGGAGCACGUCAGCCAUGGCUUUCAGGUUAGAGGGAUACCACCAGGGAGAAUACGGUUCAGAAAGCUUGAAGGAGGCAUGCCUCUUGGUUUUCUCCUUCCUGUGUGGUGCAUAUGCCUGCGGUCUCUUGAUCGACAAGAAUCAAGUGCACUUCAUGGGCAAGGCCUUCUAUGGCUUGGCUCUGAUACUGAACUCCAGCUUGCUGGUGACAGCCGCCUUCAUUCCAGGCAGGUUGCUCCCGGUUUGCCUGGUGGCGGCAGCAUGCGGCUUGCAGAAUGCCAUGUGCACUUCCCACUUUGGUGCCAUUAUCCGCACCACGCACGUGACUGGCACCGUCACCGACAUUGGUUCCACACUUGGGCGAAUCAGCAUGAUUUACAUCCGAAAGGGUUGCCGCUGUUCCAAGUUGGACGACGUGGAGCGGGCCGAAGUGGGCGUUGACGCGAGGAAGUUGGCCGUGCUCUUCGGGCUCUGGAGCUUUUAUUUCAUGGGAGGUCUCUUUGGAGUCUACAUGGAGAACAUCAUCCCUGGACCCCCUCAACGUGCCUUGCUGCUUCCAGCUACCUUCACUGGAAGUGUUGGUCUCUUCUACAUGGCAUGCCGCCAGAUCUUGAAGGACUACAUCAAGAAGUUGGAGCGUGAAAGGUUCGAAGCGGACUUGAAGGAGGCUCACGAUGUCUUGGCGCACAUGGGCAGUCGGCUGCACGACCUUGAGCGCAACGACCAGUCGGUGGUGGAAUUGGACGCAGAGAUGGGGCAUAUGAUCGAGGCACUCCACGAAGUGGAGGCCGACUUUGAGAAUCUGGUGCGAACGCACAGCCAGAUGCUGGAGCGCCAGGAGAUCUCCCGAACCGAGGACAGCGCUGCCAGCAAAUCCGACAAGGCGGCAGUCAGCAACACCCAGCUGCAUUCGUGUGGCUUUCAGCUAUUUUCCAACUUCCUUCUGGGUCUGUCACAGAAGCUCUGCGUAUUUUUGUGCAUUUUCAGCGCCAUGACCCAGCAAGUGCAGCCGGCCCAAUGCGAGUCGAGCCCCAAUACGAAGAAGAUGAAGGAGACUCUUGGUGAGGUCAAGGGUCAACAUGAGAAAGCGGCACAGAUUCGAAAGAGCUUCCAGCGCCCCAAGUUUUGGGUCACGGGCUUUGGCUGGUGCCUUGCGGCCUGUGCCGGAGCAGCCAACGUGAUCGCUUUCAAGAGCUGGAACCUCUACGCCUCCCACGUGACAGGGAGCACGUCAGAAAUGGCCUUCAGGUUAGAGGGCUACCACCAAGGGGAAUACGGUUCAGAGAGCUUGAAGGAAGCAUCCCUCUUGGUUUUCUCCUUCCUGUGUGGUGCAUAUGCCUGCGGUCUCUUGAUUGAUAAGAAUCAAGUGCACUUCAUGGGCAAGGCCUUCUAUGGCUUGGCUCUGGUGCUGAACUCUAGUUUGCUGGUGACAGCAGCCUUCAUUCCAGGCAGUUUGCUCCCUGUUUGCCUGGUGUCGGCAGCAUGCGGCUUGCAGAAUGCCAUGUGCACUUCCCACUUUGGUGCCAUUAUCCGCACCACGCACGUGACUGGCACCGUCACCGACAUUGGUUCCACACUUGGGCGAAUCAGCAUGAUUUACAUCCGAAAGGGUUGCCGCUGUUCCAAGUUGGACGACGUGGAGCGGGCCGAAGUGGGCGUUGACGCGAGGAAGUUGGCCGUGCUCUUCGGGCUCUGGAGCUUUUAUUUCAUGGGAGGUCUCUUCGGAGUCUACAUGGAGAACAUCAUCCCUGGACCCCCUCAACGUGCCUUGCUGCUUCCAGCUACCUUCACUGGAAGUGUUGGUCUCUUCUACAUGGCAUGCCGCCAGAUCUUGAAGGACUACAUCAAGAAGUUGGAGCGUGAAAGGUUCGAAGCGGACUUGAAGGAGGCUCACGAUGUCUUGGUGCACAUGGGCAAUCGGCUUCAAUCCUUGGAACAGAACGACCAGUCGGUGGUGGAAUUAGAUGCGGAGAUGGGACACAUGAUCGAGGCACUCCAUGAGGUGGAGGCCGACUUCGAGAAUCUGGUGCGAACACACAGCCGGAUGCUGGAGCGAACGGAAAGCGCCGCCAGCAAGCCCGACAAGGUGUGA